CCGCCUCCGCGCCCCGUGGGCAGACCGGGAGGAGUCUCCGCAGCUGGGGAAGGUUCUGCGUGAGCGCUGCCAGGGGCCGCCGCUUGGCGGCCUGGGGGAAGCUCGGGCGCUGCAGAUGCAUGAGGUGUGUAAUAUUUGGGAGACGAACUUAUGAAAUGUAACCUUCACCAAGGUCGACUACUGCUUCAUUAUGGAUGACUACACAGUACUGAAGGUGAUUGGGGAGGGUUCCUUCGGCCGGGCUCUUUUAGUUCGACAAGAAAGCAGCAACCAGAAGUAUGCGAUGAAGGAAAUAAGGCUUCCCAAGUCUCUCUCCAAUGUAAAGAACUCUAGGAAGGAAGCCAUUCUAUUGGCCAAAAUGAAACAUCCCAAUAUUGUUGCCUUUAAGGAGUCAUUUGAAGUGAAUGGACACCUGUAUAUCGUGAUGGAAUAUUGUGAUGAGGGUGAUCUCAUGCAAAAGAUUAAAACAUCAACAAGGAAAGUUAUUCUCUGAGAUACGAUACUUCACUGUUUAGCACAGAUGUGCCUGGGAUUGAAUCACAUUCAAAAAAGGGUGUUACAUAGAGAUAUCAAGUCUAAGGUAAAAUGUUUCCUCACCCAAAAUGGAAACAUAAAAUUGGGAGAUUUUGGAUCUGCUCGACUUCUCUCCAAGCCAAUGGCAUUUGCCUGUACAUAUGUGGGAACACCUUAUUAUGUGCCUCCAGAAAUCUGGGAGAAUAUGCCUUAUAACAAUAAGAGUGACAUAUGGUCCUUGGGAUGCAUUUUGUAUGAACUCUGUACCCUCAAACAUCCAUUUCAGGCCAAUAGUUGGAAAAAUCUUAUCCUCAAGAUAUGCAAAGGAUACUACACUCCACUCCCAUCUCAUUACUCCUAUGAACUUCACUAUCUGAUUAAACAAAUGUUUAAGAGAAAUCCCACCAGUCGUCCUUCAGCUACUACAAUUCUCUCUAGAGGCUUGCUAGCAAAGCUUAUCCAGAAGUACUUGUCACCAGAGGUAGUCAAAGAAUAUGGUGAGCAAAUCAUAGAGGAAACCAGGAAGUCCAAGAAUGAUACACUAAGAGAAAUGGGUCCUGCAAGAACAAAUAUCAUCUCAGGAAAUGAGGCAGUUACUAUGCAAGGGGAAGAACAAGGUAAAAAGUGCAGCCACACUGACUUAGAGAACAUUAAUAAAAAUUUGGCUGAAAAUGCACAGAAGCGAAUAAGCAAAGAGGAAAAAGAAAAUAAAUCAGAUGAUCUGAGAAAAGGUAGCUCGCCAAGCCCUCAGAGGCGACAGUGGGAGAAGAACAAAUCUAAUACAGCUGUGAAUGCCUUGGAAAAUGCAUCCAUACUUUCCUCCAGUUUAAUGUCAGAGGAGGAUAGAGGUGGUUCUGUAAUAAAGUACAGUGAAAAUAAUACCAGGAAGCAGUGGCUCAAAGAAUCUCCUGAAACUCUGUUGAAUCUACUUAAGAAUGCUGACCUCAGCUUGGCAUUUCAGACAUAUACGAUAUAUAAAUCAGGCUCAGAGAAUUUCCUGAAAGGACCUCUUUCUGAUGAAGCAGAAACAUCAGAUUGUGUAGAUGGAGAUAAUGAUAUCCCCUUGGACCCUGAGAGACUUGAACCUAGACUAGAUGAAGAGGACACGGAUUUCGAAGAAGAAGAUGAUGACCCAGAUUGGGUGUCUGAACUGAAGAAGAGAGCUGAAUUACAGUGUGUGGCUCAUGAAUAAUUCCAAGAGAAAUGUUUCUUAAGCACAUUCAGAAGAAUUGUUAAAUUAAGUAAUCAACACUGUGUAAGUUUACUUUGGCAACAGAAUAGAUAAAAGCUGUGAAUAUUUCAAGAUGACGUUUUGAUGAAUAUCACCAGAAAAUACAUCUAGAACCCCUGUGGGUUUUUGAACUGGAUGUUAGUUCUGUAUUAAUCCUCUAAUUGGAACAGUGUCAUGUAAAUUGUUUUCUUUACAGGUCAGAAAGGAAAGUGGUGGCAUCCUGGGAAAACAUCUUAAGAUUUCUUUUCUUAAUAAUAUUCAGUGUACUUUUAAUCCUGAAAUACUUUGAUGGUUGUUGCUGCUUAUUAGUAACAAGAUUUUGACAUAUUGUGUGUUUAUACUCCAUAAUAUUUUUAUGAGAGCGUGAUAGGAUGUGUUUUUAGUGGUUCAUUUAUUCUUAAAUCGUAAGAUCUUUUUCCACUAGUUGACAAAGGAGCCAGCAGGGAUGGAACAGAAAUAGGAAGAUGAGAGUGGGCUGAGUUUCUAGAUCAUAUCAGAGGUCAGGUAUGAGUGUUAAGAAUAGAGAAUUAGUAUCACCAAUGACGUAGAAUAGGGAAGGACAAAUCCUUGAGAGGAAAAUCAAGCUCUGUUAGUGUCAGUUCUUUAGAGAUGAAACAUUCUACACAUGGACAAUUCUUGGACUGCAGUAUCCUUUGGUAGAACGUAAGCUAUUUGAAGGCAGGAAUUAGUCAUCUUUGUUUCUAUUAUCUGCAAUUCCCAGCAUAUUUGUUUUGAAUUGCUCACAUGGCCUUUCCCUCUGGGGCCUCCAGGGGGUUUGAUAUGGGGAAAUUAAUUGAUAAUGAACAACUGAGGAAGGAAUAAGUGACAAAAGUAGAGAGGUUAUCAGUGGAAUAAUUAUAGUUCUAAUUAAUAUGAUGUAAUUUUAAAAAUAACUUUAUAAAAUUUUUGAGGUCUCAAUAGAAACACAGAAUUUUAGAUCUUGGGAAUGACCAAGGAGAUCUACUCUAGACCUUUUAUCUUAUAGAUCAAGAAACUGUGGCUCAGCCUGGUUGUGACUUGGCCGAGAUUAUCCAGGGGUAGAGCUAGAAUGAUAAUGUCACCAAGUCAGUCAGUCAGCAAAUAUUUAUUAAGAGUGCUUUGUACAGGCAUUGAUCUAGGUGCUGGGCAUACAAAGAAAAGCAAAAACCAUCCCUGCCCGCAAGGAAUUCACAUGCUCAUGGGGAAGACAAUGUGAAGAAAUAGGUACAUAUAAGUGUUCUUUCCACUGAAAAAGGCUGUUUCCAUCCAGUACUCUCACGAUUCUUUUAGAAGGACAAAUCAUUAUGCUACAGUUUUAUGUGUAAUGGGUGCUGCAAAAGGAAUUGCUCCAUGAAUACAUGGCAUCAAGGACCCAGUAGGGAUAGAACAGAAAUAGGGGGAUGAGAGUGGGUUUAAGUUCUUUUUUUUUUAGUGAGGCACUUGGGGUUAAGUGACUUGCCCAGGGUCACACAGCUAGUAAGUGUUAAGUGUCUGAUGCCGGAUUUGAACUCAGGUCCUCCUGAAUCCAGGGCUGGUGUUCUAUCCACUGCUCCACCUAGCUACCCCUUAAGUUCUUGAUCAGAUCAGAGGCUGGGUGUGAAUGAUUAGAAAGAAUAGGACAUGGGGGCAGCUAGGUGGCGCAGUGGAUAAAGCACCGGCCCUGGAUUCAGGAGGACCUGAGUUCAAAGCCGGCCUCAGACACUUGACACUUACUAGCUGUGUGACCCUGGGCAAGUCACUUAACCCUCAUUGCCCUGCAAAAAAACAAAACAAAACAAAAAUGAAUAGGACAGAAGAAGGAUGCUAGUAGCAAUCGGUGCAAAGCAGCUGGUACUAAACUUGGACUUAUAAGGGGGAACAAAGCAAGUCUGAUCGGGAUGGGGAAUUGGUUAGGCAAAAACAGUGUUUAACCUGAGAUUCAAGGAAUUAGGGGAAAUGUCCUGCUGAAAUUGAAGUGGGUAGGAGAUAAUUAGGAAUUAUGGGUAUAUAAUUAGUCUGUGACAGACUAUGCAGCCUGUAUAUUUUUCGGGGGUGGCAGGGUCCUCCUGAAUCCAGGGCCAGUGCUUCAUUCAAGGCAUCACCUAGCUGCCCUCUACUCUGAAAUUUUUUAAAAUAAUAAACACUGUUUAAAAAGUAAACAAAAUUUCAGAAUAAUCUCCUCAUUUCAUCUGUAACUAGGACCUUUUUCUCUGUUUUGUAAUAUUAAGGUAUCUGAUGUCAGGAGUCAUACUUCCUUAGAGAAAUUAUAAUUUUCAUGAUUUUUCUAAAAAUAUUUGGUCACCUUUUCAUACUUU
Molecule: messenger RNA, 4017 nt
Organism: Dromiciops gliroides (monito del monte)
Lineage: Eukaryota; Metazoa; Chordata; Mammalia; Microbiotheria; Microbiotheriidae
Gene: NEK3
Product: NIMA related kinase 3
Biological process (GO): protein phosphorylation
Molecular function (GO): ATP binding; protein kinase activity
Source: RefSeq, a predicted model, not a curated record